AUGGCUUCAAAACAAAUGUUUUCAUACCUUACUCCAACCUAUGUAAAACUAUACAAUUAAAAUCAUUUUGUGUUGCAAGAUUGAUGUAAAUGCUAAAUUAGCUUUAUUGAAAGAACUUAACAACAAAUGUGAUAAAAAAAACAUUACAAAACAUAUAUUACCUCAAAACGUAUAUUACCAUAAGGAAAGUUAACCUUCAAAACAGCGUGAUUAUUCAAAUUGCACGUUCGUUGCUUAAAAAUAGCAAUUUCUAGCGGAUGCUACGCAUUAUUCUAGAAAGUUUUGUCAAGAAACGUCGUUACGUAGAGGUUAAAAACUUAUGAUACACUGGUGUUCAACGAACAACACAUUUAAAGUGUUUAUUGAUUAUUGAGGUACUUAUUGAAACUUCACUCAUCUACAUUCUUUCAAUGAUCAAAUAACGUGUACAAUCGCAGAGCAACUUUCAUACGGCUACAAAUUUGACAGAAAUUAACCUCUCUGUCAAUUGCAAUAUCGAUAAUUAAUCCAGUGGAAUAUCGAUACAUAAUCGAUAAUUCGAGAUGACUCGCCGACUAGAAAUUUUAAAACAUAAAGCGGGAAAAUUUUUGCUCGCGCAAACAGCUUCUUUCAUUAUAAUUAUAAUUAUUCCGAUAUACGAUAAGUAAACUUACAUCUUGCGAAACUUUAUUUAAAGUAUACUUCAAGGAACGUUCAGCGACCAACGACAAAUGAAAUUAAAAUGUCAUACCAAAAUGAUUAUACGGAUCACAUAGAUUCCUAAAAUAACGACUAAUAAUGCAAUAAAGUUUGAAACUCAUUUGAAUAAGCGCCGAAGAUUUACCCUGCCCUCUGUAAUAUAAGCAAGCACACAUAUAUAGCCGAUCAUUGGUGGGGUCACGCGGAAUAUACGUGUUUAACAAGGGACAUCAUUCGGUAGUUAGUAACACAUGUGCAGUCAUGAACAUCAGCUUCGAAGGGAAACGUAUUCUCGUGACCGGAGCUGGACGAGGCAUCGGCAAGGAGUUGGCUCUUCGUCUCUCCAACUAUGGAGGUCACGUAGUCGCGCUAUCGAAGACGAGGCGAAACCUCGAGGAACUGCACGCGGAGGAUCCUCGCAUUCAGGUUGCCUGCGUCGAUCUUAACGACUGGGACGCCACGAGGAAUGCGGUGGAAAGCGUGCUACCGAUUGAUCUUCUGGUGAACAACGCCGGUGUCGCGCGCCUUAACUCUUUCCUCGACAUCACGGAGCAGGACUUCGACGUGACAUUCGCUGUAAACGUAAAGUCGAUAUUGAAUGUCUCCCAGGUGGUCGCUAGAUCUCUGAUCGAGAGGAAAGUGGGCGGCAGUAUCGUUAAUCUUUCCUCGCAAGCUAGCCAGGCAGCGUUAAUGGAUCAUACCGUCUAUUGCGCUUCCAAAGGCGCAGUGGACAUGCUAUCCAAAACAAUGGCCCUGGAACUUGGCCCGCACAAUAUACGAGUGAACACGGUAAACCCUACAGUGAUCAUGACAGAAAUGGGGAAGAUAGGCUGGAGCGACCCGAACAAAGCGCGAACCAUGCUAAGCAAAAUACCACUGGGUCGAUUCGGAGAAGUGUCCGAGGUGGUUGACGCGGUGGUCUAUUUGUUGAGCGAUCGUAGCUCGAUGAUCAACGGAGUCACGUUGCCGGUGGAUGGUGGCUUUUUGGCCAUAGAAGAGAUCUGGUUAAAAAGAAAGAAAGAAGAGGACAGUGAGAGGAGGAUACUGGAAAGUAUCUGGACUCGAGAUAAAGUAAUGAAAGAAGAGAAGAAAGGCAAGCAAAUGGUUACUCUCGUUUAUCUCGUUUAAUUUAAAAAACGCUUCGUUUCUUCUUUAUUUAUUAUUUAACUAGAAUUUGGCGAGCAGACGCAGGGAACGCGGUGAAACG
Messenger RNA from Heterotrigona itama, 1885 nucleotides. The record is from the annotation of a GenBank genome assembly. NCBI's taxonomy places the organism in Eukaryota, Metazoa, Arthropoda, Insecta, Hymenoptera, Apidae.